Phytomonas sp. EM1 is the source of this 1794-nucleotide messenger RNA. The record is from the annotation of a GenBank genome assembly. Lineage: Eukaryota; Euglenozoa; Kinetoplastea; Trypanosomatida; Trypanosomatidae.
AUGAAGCGCAAACGUCCCUCUGUCGAGGACUCUGGUAGGGAACUACCAAAGGCAAAAACACAAAUUGAAAAGAACCCGGAUCUUCCCCUCAGCGUUAGCGAACUGGUUGAAAUCCACGAGCUUGUCCGGAAAAACAACGCCGAGACGAAGCCAAAGCGGCGAUUGCGAACGACCGACUUCCUAAACGAGGCCUUCUGCACGAUUGCAUUGGAGGCUAAGAAUAACCCGGUAAAAGCGGGUGUGGUUUUGAAAUUUUUUCGCGAAUUCCUCGCCCUACACGGCAAUCUUCCCCGUGGGGAGACGCUCGCGCGGGUGCUCUACGCUUGGUUAGGCUGCACCGCGCUGCAGGCGAGUGGGGAGGCGCUCAUCCAGGCGAUUCUCGCGAGCCGAUCGCAGCUGCCGGAGGUGUUCGCCACCACCUUUGACGAUCGUGUGGCAACCGUCGUGCUGCGUUUUUUAGUUCAAUCCACGACGCAACCCGAUACGGCGAAACUCCUCGAGGUCGUUCAACUUCUUCCCACGGGUUCGCUCAAGCGACGGGUCUUCUCGCCACUGCUUUCGUACGCCCGGGAGCGGGCGGAUCUGGGUUUUGCCUUAGGAGUCCUUGCCCAGGCGAACGAAAGCGCGAUCGAGCUAUGGGAUGAGGACUUUCACGACCUCUUGAUGACGAUUUCGAACUGCCGUAAACAGGGAUCCAUCGCGGGCGGCGAGAUGCGUGUGGCCGUCGAGAAGGUGCUUGAGACGAUGGAGAAAUAUCACCCGGUAACCGGCUCCGGCAAUGCGGAGCUCAUUAAAGAAAUCCUCGGCGGCAAGGAGGUCUCCAUCGUGGAGAGCGGCACCGGGGGGAUCUGCAGUGGCUGCGAGGCCGCCUUGGCGACCUUCGACCUCACCGAAGACGAGCGUCGCGGUCUUUUGGAGGAUAUUUUGGAGUGGCUGAUUAAACCACGGCUCGGCAUCGCCACCCACUACGAGCCGGAGAAAAUCGUCACCGCGGCGGAUCAAGAAGCGCGUUUGGCGGAAUUCACGCGCUUUCAAGAUCAGCUCGCCGGGAUUUCGUACGAUACGGUGAUUGACGGCGCGAAUGUUGGCUAUCACGGCCUCAAUAGCUGGUACGCCGAGUCGAAGGAGAGUCUGCUGCGGCGGCAAGGUCGGGAUCCGAACGAAGUCCCGCUUUUCCAACGCCGCUGCCCACCCCAGCCGGUGGACGUCGCACCGAAAUUUCCCCUCAUCGAGGACCUCCGCCAGGUGCUUUUAAAUCAAGGAAGGAAACCGCUUAUCGUGUUGCAUCGGCGGCAUCUUCCGGAGCUGGAAGUGGCGAACGCGGAGGUUUUUCGGAUCUGGACGGAGCAGCACGCGAUACUGGCGAGCCCGUCGUUUUUAAACGACGACUUCUGCUGGUUGUACGCCGCGGUGCGACGGCCGAACACCUGGAUCGUUUCAAACGAUCAGAUGCGAGAUCACCACUUCUCCAUCCUCCGCCCGCGUUUUUUCCUGCGCUGGCGGCAACGCCAUCGAAUCACCUACACCGUUUUCUUCCACCCCCACACGCGAUCGACAUCGUUGGUGGUUCACACGCCCCGGCCGUACUCCGUUUGGGUGCAAUCCGCCCUCGCGAAGACGGCGAAGACGACAAGGCGUUGGCAUCUUCCUUUUAUCGCCACGAUUCCGAUUUUAAAACAGGCAACGAACCACCCCGCGGCGACGGAAGGGGAGGUGGGGCUUCACAAAGACGGGGAUGACUUCUGCAACGCGUGGCUUUGCACGGCGGCGGCAGAGGAAGGGGGGGGGUUGUAG